AUGGGAAAUAAGAAUACUAAAAAAUACGAAUUAUGUGAAAUUCAAUACGAAAAAGAAUUUGAGUUAAAAUAUCCAUGGAAUGAAAUUAUUAAAUGGGGUAGUAAUGAUUUAAAUGUAGAUGUAAGUCUUACAAUAAUUAAAAAAAUAAUUGAAGAAAUAAAAGAUAUAACAUUAGAUGAAGAAAGUUAUUUUAAUAUAACAGAAGGAAAAAGUUUAGAUGAAUUUAAAUUUGAAAAUUCUUUCGUUGAAUGGGCAACAGCAUUGUUAAAAGAAAUUACUAACUUAAAAAAAAUAAGAUAUAAUAUAGUUCCAAAACUAGUUAAUGAAAAUGAAUUUUGGUUAAGAUAUUUUGCUACUAUAAAAAUAAUAAUUAUUAAAAACAUAUUUGAUACUAUAGAAAAUUAA
Molecule: messenger RNA, 405 nt
Organism: Plasmodium gallinaceum
Lineage: Eukaryota; Apicomplexa; Aconoidasida; Haemosporida; Plasmodiidae
Product: BSD-domain protein, putative
Exons: 2
Coding region: 1-405 (134 amino acids)
Source: RefSeq, a predicted model, not a curated record